AUGCGGCAGCACUCUCUGUACGCGUCGAUGCAAUGCGUCGUCCACCCGGCGGAGUUAGACGCGGUCGAGCGGCUCGCGCUUGAGCUGUGCCUCCGUGACGGUGGUGCCACGCUGCUGACUGAAGCCGACACUGCUACCGGCAGCGCCGUGACCCACGUCGUGUGCCAUCCCAAGACCUACCACACCUUUGUAAAGCAGCGACACGAGCGCUUUGUAGCUCUUGUGCGGCCCGAGUGGGUCUUCCGCACAUUUUUGCUGCAACAGCUGCUUCCCGUGGACCGCUUUAGCCCUAAUCCGGUGCUCAUUUUCUCGACACUCGCGAUCUCAGCUGGAACCAUGGAAAAAGACCCGCGGAAGGUCAUUAAUGGACUCAUUUCGCACUUUGGCGGGCAAAUUGUUGACGACAAGGAUGUCGCUCGAGGAGCGACGCAUGUUUUGUACGGAGACGAAAGCAGUGCCAACGCUGCGGUGUCGGAGCCCGAAGAAGAGCAGGAGGGAGACGAGAACGUGCUGCAGGUUCACUUUUCUAAAACCGAUCUAGGUCGGAGUGUCGACGCAUGGCGUCAGCAUUUGUCGUCGCAGUCGCUGGACUCGACAUUCUUGCUGCCGAGUUGUGUUGUUGCUUUCAUGGGGCAACGUGCUGGACUGUCGAAGCAGCAUCACGUCAAGUAUACGUGGAUUGAGGAGUGCGUGAUGCGACAGAGUCGCGUGGCGGAAGAUCCUUUUGAUCACAAGCAUAGUGGAGCUGCUGCUACGAAUGUGGACAAGAAGAAGCGCAACUGGAAGACACAGCCAAAAGUGCAGCUAGACGAUCUGAACCUUAGCAAAUGUGCGCAGGUGUAUCAACGAGAAAAGACUGAACUUGGCGCGGAACUUUCGGUAAUUCGCAAGCUGUCUAAUGAGAAAUUGAAGGCAAUGAAAAAAUCGUUGCAAGGUGCGAUAGUGCUACUCGCGCAGCAUAUAGCCCCACUGCUACGACAAAAGCUUUCGGACAUGUUGAAGGCGGUGGAUGCCAAAGUAGCAAAUGUCCCGGUGGGUGACUCGUAUCAGGAAAUCGUGCGCAAGGUAGUUAUGAAUGCGUCGUUCGUCGUGUGCCGGUACCGUGGGGGAUUUGAGUACAACGAGGCCGUGCGUCAAGACAAAAAAGUGGUGAGCAUCUAUUGGGUUCUGGCAGGACUGGUACAAGUCCGCAAGCCGACUCCGUUCAACGAGGCGAUUCAGCGACCAGUUUGCUCGUUUGGCGGCACUCCAGGAAUGCAGUAUUUGGUAGUGACCUUGUCUGGGUACUCGAGUCAGUCAAGCCCGACACGUGAAGAAUUACAAAUCGCUAUCCACGCCACGGGUGCGUGCUUGCUUCCGGUGCUUUCCAGGACGCACUCGACGCACCUUCUGUGCCACGAUACUUCUGGAGAGAAGUACAAGAGGGCGCUGAGCUGGGGAUUUGACAACGUCUUGAGUCACGAGUGGAUCUUUGCAUGCUUGUCGAAGUGGGAGCACGUUCCCGAAGAUGAGUUUCGGUACGUCGUCAACAAGGCUGAUACAGUUAGCACGUCAUCAGAUCGCAGUGUGAAGAAGAAGGCGAGCGUAGACACUGAAGUUGACGAUACGGUAAUAUGCGAUGCGACCGCAGCGAUCACGCCUAGCACCAGAAGUGCAAAAAAGGCGAAGAAGUCUGGUCAAGGGCGCUUCGAUGUCGACGGUAUUCUCACAGAGAUCGACAAGGUGCCUACGCCUAGCGACAAGACGGUGCCGGCUAACUGCGUAGCAACGACACCGGCGGCAACGUCCAAUCUAUCAAGCUCGACGCCCUGUCAUUCGAAAGACGUAGCUUGCACGCUGUUUGAUACACCGACAAGCACAAACGAUUCUCCACAGAACAAGAGAAGUACUCGACAGAAGAAGUCUGAGCAAGUGUCCGCACGUGUGAAAGUAAUGGAACGAGAAUGUGUGGACAAGGCGAAGGAAACCGGCGUGCAAGUCGAAGCUGUAAAGAAGUCACCGCUUCGUACCAGCACUCUGGAGACAGCGAGUAUCGUCAUAGCUGACCAGGAGGAAGCGACAGCGACCGAAGUGUCGGCUAAGAAGUCCACAACAACGAAGCGCAAGGGCGAUGAGCCGGAUGGAUUGGAUAAGUCAAGCAGGAGCUCUACGAAGAAGCAGAAAAAAGAGAACGCCGGUGCGAAAAAGUCAGGCGCGUCCUUAGCUCCAAAAGAUAAGCGCGUAUUUCUCCUGACCGGCGAUCGAGACCAGGCAGCGAUGCACACCGCGAUAAUCACUUCAUUGGGUGCAAGCGUUAGUGAGUUCGGUCGCGUGUUCGACAGCAAAUGUACGCACAUCGUUUGCACCGAGCUCAAGCGGACGGAAAAGUUCAUUGCUGGAUGUGCAGCUGGCAAGUGGAUCGUAAAGCCUUCGUAUCUGGACGCUAGUGCAGCAGCCAAAGAGUUUGUUGAUGAAGCUGUGCAUGAGUGGGGGAGGCACAAAUCCGACAGUAAGGAUAUUGAUGCGCGAAUAUGGCCAGGGGUGUGCGAGUACUGGCGCAAAAAGCGCGCUAGCGGGCAUCCUGGUGCAUUCGCUGGUUGGCGUUUCUUCAUCCACGCGAAGUGCACGCCUCCGCGUGAUAUGUGCGAGCGCAUCGUUCUCGCUGCUAACGGCUCAGUGAUCCCGCUUAGCAAGUCUGCCGCUGACUUUGACAGUUUGGCCAAGGAGUCGACCCCCGAGGCACCUGUUGUGGCACUCUUUCCACCGGAAGUGCCAACGCGAGACCUGUGGCUGAAGAAGCUCAAGACACACAACAUCGAAUGUCUCAAGGCGAACUUCCUCAUUGACUACAUUUCGAAGAAGCAAACGCUGCCCACCAAGCGCGCAGACUACCGGCUCUAG
Molecule: messenger RNA, 2880 nt
Organism: Hyaloperonospora brassicae
Lineage: Eukaryota; Oomycota; Peronosporomycetes; Peronosporales; Peronosporaceae
Source: the annotation of a GenBank genome assembly